Messenger RNA from Notodromas monacha, 549 nucleotides. The record is from the annotation of a GenBank genome assembly. NCBI's taxonomy places the organism in Eukaryota, Metazoa, Arthropoda, Ostracoda, Podocopida, Cyprididae.
AUGAAUGGAAGCGAAACUGCGCCGGGUUCCAUCAAGAUCACGGUCGUGGGGGAUGGCAACACUGGCAAGACCUGCAUGUUUGACAACUUCAAUGCAGAUGUUGUAGUGGAUGACACCAAGCACAACAUCACUCUUUGGGACACAGCUGGCCAAGAGGAUUAUGAACGUCUUCGACCCCUUUCUUAUCCCCACACAAAGGUGUUCCUCCUAUGCUUUGCAGUCAAUUCACGUGCUUCCUUCGAAAACAUUGUGCACAAAUGGGCGCCUGAGCUGAAGCAUCACUGCAAAGAUGCGAAAAUCGUGCUUGUUGCGACCAAAACGGACUUGCGGCCAACGGACAAUAACUCCGCUGCGGAUCCCACCGAGUUCGUGUCGUCCCGAGAAGGCAAGAAGCUCAAGAGUCGGAUCCACGCUGCUCGUUACGUGGAGUGUUCAGCAAAGACCCGACACGGGCUCCAGGAGGUGUUUCAGGAAGCCGUCCGAAGUCUGGGCGAUCAUCACGGGGCUGGGCACGGGAAGCCCCUGGCCCGACUCUGCGCCAUCCUCUGA